This is a messenger RNA of Rhagoletis pomonella (apple maggot), 2713 nucleotides long. RefSeq lists its product as uncharacterized. The record is from RefSeq and is a predicted model, not a curated record. Gene Ontology annotation, biological process: mesoderm morphogenesis. The transcript has 5 exons. Gene Ontology annotation, molecular function: heparin binding; growth factor activity. The coding region runs from base 426 to 986 and encodes 186 amino acids. Lineage: Eukaryota; Metazoa; Arthropoda; Insecta; Diptera; Tephritidae. Gene Ontology annotation, cellular component: extracellular region.
UUCGUUAAACUUGCAGAGUGAUUGAUUGUUGAUUUCGAUAUUUAAACGCUAAACAUUUCGACCUCAGUCGUCGCGCGUUUCGUUUUAACUAAAAUAUUCGGUACUCACAUCGCUGCCAUUUAAGUUCGCGCAUCGUAUUUGAUUACAGCUGCCGCAAGUGUUUGUGAAUAAAUGAAAUUGACAAAGUCAGCAACACAGCAGUUUGAGAUUUGAGAUUUAGGGAUCUGCGAUUUUGGAAAUAAAGUGGUGACACCAAAGCAGCUAAUUUAGAAUAGUCGCAGCAGCAGGAAUAAGUAAAGAGCAUACCACUACCGGCGUGCAUUCUCCCCCACUCAUUCACAGCACAGCACAGCACAGCGUAACACAGUGCCAACACAUUGCCACAUCGGUACAAGCACCAAAUCACAUUCACUUCACUGAGCAGGAUGCGACAUUGUCAUUUAGUUGCACUGUCGAUUGGCGUGUGUGUGGCAGCAAUGACGCUGUUGCCCGCCACCGUGUGCGCCACCACAGAAGUACAGGAGACGCCACUGGCGUUGCCCGUCGCCGAUCAGACACAACCGACCACGGCAUCACAAGGCGAAAUAUGGGAGGAAGAUGAUCAUGAGAUUUUGAUACGCAAUGAGCGUGGCACAAAGAGCGAUGGUCUUUCCUGCCGUUAUGGCAAAAAUCCAUGGACUGAAUGUGACCAAAAAACCAACACACGCUCACGAACGUUGACAUUGAAGAAGGGCGAUCCGGCAUGCGAUCAAACGCGAACCAUACAGAAGAAGUGCAAAAAAGCCUGCCGAUAUGAGAAGGGUUCCUGGUCUGAGUGUGCUACUGGGCAAAUGACACGCGCUGAUAAAUUAAAGGCGACUAGCGAUCCAUCGUGCGAAGCAACACGUGUCAUCAAGAAGAAUUGCAAACCUGGCAAAUCCAAGGAUAAGAGCGCCAAGGAACAACGCAAAAAUAAGGAUAAAGGUGUACGCAAAGCACGCGCCUAAUUCCCCAGCAGUACACUACCAACCCAGCGAAGAGUUUCAAUUUGAAUUCAAGAAAAAUAAAACUGAAAAUAUUGAAACGUAAUGCAAACUAAAUCGCAUGCAAGUACUCGUAUCACCACAUACAUAAAUACACAUACAAACAGAAAAAUGAAAUUCGCAAAAGGGGAAAGCUCGUUUCAUUUUAAAAAUCAAACAAAAACACUACUAACUGACAGACUUCUUACAAAUACUUACAUACAACAAAGCAAAGAAGUGAAACGAAUAAUAGAUAAAAAAAAACAGAAGGUAAACUAAGAUCAGACUUAAAACGUUAAAUAAAAUUAACCAAACCAAUGCGUAGCUGCAGCAAAGGAAAAAAAUAAAUAAAUAAAUAACAGUGAAAAUCCUUACCACUUAAAAAGUAUUUAUAGAGAUCUCCACAACUUGAUUACAAAAAUAGUAAACACUGAAAAGUACGUUUAAAAUAAAACAAAAAAAUACAACAGACUUAUAUACCAUAUAUACAUUAAGAGUUGCUAAAAAAGAAGAGUUGCAAUUACAUACCAAAACAAAAAGUUACAAAAACCAAAAGAAAUGAAAUUAUUGAAAUGAAAAUAAAAGACAGUAAAAUUAUACAUAUACAUACAUAAAGUAAGUUAGGUGGAUGUGGCAGUUAAAUAAAACAGGAAGUGUGUACUCGAACUGGCAGCAGAUGCGUCCGAACUAUUUAGAGCCGAAUGUGGACGAACGCGAGGCACGAAUUUCGAUUAGCUAUGUGAUUCUGGCCGAACGCGUACGAGCGACAGUGGUGGGAUGGUACGAACCGAAAGUAAAUUAAAAUUUUAUUAAAAUUAAAAAAGUAAAAGAUUCAAAAAUUUAAAUUAAGAAUUAUUACUUAUAUACGAUACAGUACGAGGAGGAGGCAAAAACAAAUACAUAAGUAUUGAGAGGAAAUGAAACAAAAGAUGAAAUUAUAUUUGUUUUACAAUGAAAGAUAUAAGGAAAAAGCCAAAUCCAACACAUUAAGUAGAUUUUACUAUGAAAGUAAAAAAAAAAAAAAAAAAAAUUAAAACAAUUGAAAAACCCCAAUUACCAAAAAGUUUACAGAUAAUAGUUAAUAAAUAAAAUAUUUGCAUUUCUAUGCUGACAGAGAAUUUGACACACACACAUACAUACAAAGUAAACAUCAUCUUAUACAGCUACAACAGUCUUUAACGAAGUCACACAACCAUAAAUACAUAAAAUGCAUUUCAAGAAAAUUCUCUCGCUUGCAGACACUCAAAGAAAAAAUGCGAUGACUUAAAGGGCAACGAAAACAUUUCAAAAUUGGCUGAUUAUUUCCAGAAAUUAUGUAUGAUUUAUGCUCAUUUGACUUUGUGCCAUAUUCCCUUUGCUUAAUGGUUUAUUAAAAAAAAAAAAACCAAAUACUAUUUUAAAAAUCAGCAACAGUAAACAGCUCUUACAUUCCUUUUCAAUUUUUCAAAGUCAAGCCAAAAUAAUUGUCUAGCAAAGCAAGCAGUUGUCACUCACAGCAAAGGGAAACGAAAAAUAAUACACUUUUAAAGUGCAACAACAACUGUAGCCGUUUUUAAACAAUUUAAAUAUGAAAAUCUGUAAAUAUUGUAAAGAAAAGAUGAAUACAUACAUACAUACACACAAACAAAGCAAAUCAAAAGACUCACUCAUAAAAACUCAUCCACUCUCUCUCUCUAUUAACCAUCUUUAGAAUUUAAAGCUUUGCAAAAUCU